AUGGCUGCCGAAAACAAGCCGGAAGGACUGAAGAAGAUAAGAAAUCCAGAGCGAAUGGUCAGGAUCGCUGUUGGUUACACAGGACACACCCCUCCCAAGAGUGACGACACUGACGCCAACAAUGAGCCUGGCCAGUUGAAGAUCUACCUUCCUAAGAAGCUGCUAGAGUGUCUGCCCAAAUGUUCCUCUCUGCCCAAGGAGCGCCAUCGCUGGAACACCAACGAGGAGAUUGCUGCAUAUCUCAUCACUUUUGAGAAACACGAUGAGUGGCUGACGACAUCGCCAAAAACCAGGCCUCAAAAUGGCUCUAUGAUCCUCUACAACCGUAAGAAGGUGAAGUACAGGAAAGAUGGCUACUGCUGGAAGAAAAGGAAAGACGGGAAGACCACCCGAGAGGAUCAUAUGAAGCUUAAAGUCCAGGGAGUAGAGUGUCUGUAUGGCUGCUACGUCCACUCCUCCAUCAUCCCCACCUUCCAUCGUAGAUGCUAUUGGCUGCUGCAGAACCCUGACAUUGUGCUGGUGCACUACCUGAAUGUACCGGCAGUGGACGAUAGCGGGAAGCCAUGUGGUCCUGUCCUCUGCUCCAUCAACACAGACAGGAAGGAGUGGGCCAAGUGGAGCAAGGAGGAGCUCAUUGGACAACUCAAACCCAUGUGUGCUGGAAGCAGCCUGCAUCAGAAAUGUUCCAGUGUCAAGCAGCGCAUCAUCUCAUCCAAGCAGGAGUCAGGGGCAGCAGCAGGAGGUGGAGCUGCAGUGGGUACCGGCGUAGCAGCAGGCCAGAGAGCUGAGGAGGCAGAUGGCACAGAGGUCCAAAACAGCGAUGUGUCAGAGGGUCAGACCGAGCCCAGUCCUGGAGGAGGCAGGAGCAGAGCGGGCGGAGGAGAGAGGAGGAAUGGCAGGAUAACCAAACCCUCCCUUCUCCCGCAGAGCAGCAUGGAAGUGUCCUCAUCUACCUCCACCAACCAGGUGGAGGUCCCUGACACCACCCAGAGCUCCCCUUUGUCAAUCACCAGCGACAUGGCCGAUAGCCCCGCUCUCGCCAUUGGGGCCGGCUUGUCACAGAGCACAGCUGUCUUCAUGUCUGAGGUCACCACCCUGACUGGGGAUUCGGUUUAUUCUGCUGGCCACACCCAUCUGCUAGCAUCCACACACGAGAGCACCACCGCUGGCAUCCUGUUGGCUGUGGCCCCUGAAAACCAGAGGUUUACGUCGUUUCCGGGUGCCGUGGGCUUAGGGGAGGGAGGAGAGUUGGUUCUGUCCAGCUCUCUAGACUCUGGUGGAGGAGUCAGCCUCCCUGAGACCACCAUGACAUUUGACCCUGAUUGCUUCCUCAACAAUCCCAAGCAGGGCCAGACGUAUGGAGGAGGUGGAGGGAAGACCGAGGGGUGUAACGGUGAUGACGGAGGACUCACUAACGGCUUUGUGUACAACCCAGCCCUUGUCAACAACAUCAAGACGGAAACUACACCUCUGGAGCAGCCCCUGUCCACUCAGAGUAGCUAUGUGGGAGAAGGGACAGGCCUCAGCCCCAGCACCACCCUGGAGCAGAUGGACUUCAGUGCUGUGAUGUCAUCCGCCUGUGUCCAAAGUCUGACCCAGCCUGCACACCACCCCUCCCCCAGCCUCUUCCUCCAGACUUCCCCGCAGACAAGCCAGCCUUCCCAGCUGCAAACCAAUGGUACUGAGGCAACCCAGGAAUCAAGCGAGUCCCAGGCUUACAUAAGCCUGCCCACAGUGCCAACAGACUCUCCGGUCACCAAUGGAGACCCGCAUACACACCUCCACCAAACCAGCUCAGAUCAGCAGGGUCUGUGUGGAAGGAACGGACAAGGAACCGCAGUGGGCUCUUUUCCUCUUGCAUCACAGGAUGUGACCGUCGACCAGUCAGGCAGCAGGAGACAUCGAGAGGUUGGGGGCUUAGACAAGGCUUCUGAGAAUGGAGGGGAGUUACUACUCAAGCCUGGGGAUCCUCACGAGGCCUACACGAGUGUCGACACCGAGCACUACCUGCAACCCACAGAUGACAAUGGAGGAGGAGAGGAGGGCGGGGGUGGGGGUGGUGGAGGAGGGGGAGGAGGAGGGGGAAAUGAGAUUCUCUGUAAUGGUGUAAGUUUGUCAGGGGCCAGCAGUUCAGUUGUGGCUAGUCCUCAGUCAAUAGCUGCUGGUGCAAGCAUCGAGGGGACGCUCUACAGCUCUCCUCUUCCUCAGCAAGGUGGGGGGGUGUCAGCUACAGCAGGUGGGGCAGGAGCAGCCAUUAGUCUGGAAGGCUUUGAGGCUUCAUUUGGAAGCCAGUUUUCUGAUCUCAUCAAUGAUUUCAUCUCAGUUGAGGGGUCUGGGGGUGGGGUGGGGGCAGCUGUCACUGGGGUUCUGAUGCCCCAGGAGGGGGCAGCAGGAGAGGAGCAGUGCACAGGAGCAGGCCACCUGCAGGGCUCGGAGGUGGAGCAGGGAGCUCUGGGACUGCUCCAGGAGACUGGGAGGCUGUUUGGUGUGACAGACUACUCCCCAGAGUGGUCUUAUCCAGAGGGUGGAGUGAAAGUGCUGAUCACAGGACCGUGGUUGGAGUCGAGCAGUGAGUACAGCUGUCUAUUUGACCACAUCAGUGUCCCUGCUGCCCUCAUCCAACCCGGGGUGCUGCGCUGCUACUGCCCAGCACAUGACACAGGACUGGUGAUGCUGCAGGUAGCUAUGGGCGGAGAGGUCAUCUCUUCCUCUGUGGUGUUUGAAUACAAGGCGCGUGACCUUCCUGCCCUGCCAUCUUCUCAGCAUGACUGGCUGUCCCUUGAUGAUACCCAGUUCAGGAUGUCCAUCUUGGAGCGUCUGGAGCAGAUGGAACAGAGGAUGGCUGAGAUAACCAAUCAGAACCCCAGCUCAGAAACCAUGGCAACCAAGGGCGGUGGAGUGGAAGGAGGAGGAGCCACCGAUCAGCAGUCUCAAAUUUCUACCGAUCAGGGUUCAUUCGAGGGCCGGGUGGUGGUGGUGUGUGAGAAGAUGAUGUCUCAGCCAUGCUGGGCUUCAUCUAAUCAGCUUGUUCACAGUAAGAACUCCAGAGGAAUGACCUUACUGCAUCUGGCUGCAGCUCAGGGCUAUGCAGGGCUCAUUCAGACACUUAUUCGCUGGCGCACAAAGCAUGCCGACAGUAUUGACCUCGAACUAGAGGUAGAUCCACUCAACGUAGACCACUUCUCCUGCACUCCACUGAUGUGGGCAUGUGCUCUGGGCCAUACUGAGGCAGCAUUGGUGCUUUACCAGUGGGACCCAAGAGCUCUGGCUAUUCCUGAUUCGCUGGGACGCUUGCCGCUCAACAUCGCCCGAUCCCGGGGCCACACUAGAUUGGCUGAGCUCUUAGAGCAGCUGCAACAGACUCCUCAAGCUCAGGGCCAGCCUGCUGACACUUGGAUAGACAGGUGGAGAGGAGAGUCACAGACCAGUGGAAUAAGCAACAGCCCUACACCAAACUCUAACUCAGAGCUGAGAAGAGCCAGAGCAGAGACCCAGCCAGACAACCAGAACCCGAGCUGGAGCCAAACAGGACACAGAGUCCAACAGGGAACCCAGGGAGAACAGGGAGGCCCACCUCCAGCCAAGAGACUCAAACCCAACCCAGACACACAGCAACAGCUAGCUAACUCAACCCCUGGCACCAACACCCUCAACUCCUUUGUCAACUCGUCCCCCAGUCCUAACCCUCAGCGCUCUCUCCUCCCCAACACCCUACAAACUCAACCCUCCAACCUCAGCUGUCAGAACGCACCUCUUGCCAGCUCCAGCCCUAACCGGCCUCAGCUCCCCAGCGCUCCAUUCUCCCACCUGCAGGCCAGGAUAGGGGGGUCUGGAGGGGGCACCAGGUGGAGUUUGAGACAGACUCUGGGGCAGCGUAGCCUAGCCAGGCGGAUUCUAGGAAAAGAACGACUGGCCAUUCACCUGCGCCAAAGAGUGCUGUCUGACAGGGGAGAGGAGACAGAGCUGCUGACCUAUCAGGAUAACACAGAGGACUUGCAGAUGGACAUAACAAUGUUAGCUGAUCACAUCAUGGAGGCUUCAACUGGUAGGCUUAAGCAGGAGGCUGUGGAGACUGAAACAGAGUCCAGGAACGUAGGGAUCAGCAGUGAUGUCAGAUUACUGUCUGGUUACCUCAGUGAGGUGGAGAGGUUUCUGAACUUCAAGCCCCAGACUCCUAGCCCCAAACCAAACUCUCUCUCAGGGCCUGAGGAUCAGCAUAGUCCUCAGGCUAAGCAAGCCCCAUCCUCCCCCUUUGACUGGACCUCCUUCCUCUGUGCAGCUAUGAAAGAGGAGAGGCUGAAACUGGACCCGUCCUGUCUAGCCAUGACUGAGGCAGAACAGGGAGAGCUGUAUGAGACCAUCAGGCAUGCUCUGCACUCCCUCAGAAAACACAAGGGUCCCAUUCAGGAACAACGCAAAGAGAUUGCAGCAGUGAUUCAGCGCUGCUAUAAGAGAUACAAGCAGUAUGCACUUUAUAAGAGGAUGACCCUGGCAGCCAUCCUGAUCCAGAGUCGUUUCCGGAGUUUCCAUGAGCAGAGGAAGUUCCAACAAAGUCGUAGAGCAGCGGUCCUCAUCCAGCAAUACUACCGCUCCUAUAGACACUCCCUCAGCAGCCUCCUAACAAAAAAACAAAACCAGGCUGCUCGCAAGAUCCUGAGGUUCCUGCUCCGAUGCCGCCACAGGGCCAGAGAGCAGAGAAAGGCCAGGGGUCCUGAGAGCCCACCGCCAGGCCCCACACACAGCCCCCUCAGCCUGUGAGCAAUCUAUAAACCCUCCCCUCCCAUCUUCUCCUUAUUCUUUUCUUUCAUCCUCCCAAAAGCUACUUCCCUUUUCCAUUCCCCAAACCCUUAUCUUGCCUUUUUCUUUCCUCUCCUCCCUCGUUAUCUCUCACCCUUUCUCCCCUCUUCUCUUAAGAGGGAAAAAAAACUCUUCCCAGACAGACUGAGGACAGGAUAGGUGUCCAUCAUGGCAGCUCAGACAGACAGACUGCUGGGUAGAGCCCAGGGACCUGGCUCUGCCCACAGCACUGAUCCUCCUCCACAGUUUCACUGGGAGGCCAUCACAUUAACCUCAUGGCAUUCUUUGCACUCUUCAUGGGUAUGUUUCUUUGCAAAAGCAAGUCGACGAGUCAGACGGGAGGACGCGAAGGAAGCGCCUGAUGCCAACAUCCUGCCGUUCACGGCAGCGACUGGAUGCACUGAAAGGCUCCGGUGAUGAACAGCUGGCUCUAGAUAAAGGCUACUUUUACAAGCGGAAAAACAUACAAAACCUUUUGCGUUUUGUAUCCAAACAGUGAUCCAUGAAAGAAUAAGAAAACAUAAACCAAAAAACUCACUUCUAUGUUGCAUUUGCAUGCAAGGUUUCUUCGCUUAUUCCUCCUCUCCAUCAUCCCGAAGAGCUAUAGUGGCAAAUCAUUCAGCUGAAUCAGUAUAUCACAAUCCCACCAACCACUCUGACUCACAGGCUUACAAACCUAUUAAUCAGUCACCCAAUCAAAAGGGGAGGAACUGCACUUGAAUGUAAGAGGGGCAUUGUUAGAUAAUGGUGGGGGUCUGAAUAACGAUGUCUUAAUUUGUUACAUGGACUUUGUAUGGAGUCGUUCUCAGAGGCAGCACUUUGCUCGCCUGACGUGGUGUGUCCGUGUUUGUUCAAUUCAAUGCAUGUGUUUGAGCCACGAGCUCCUGCAUGCUUGCCAAACUGCUUUAGUGUUGUUUCUUUUGUAUUUCUAUGUGUAGUUGUGUCUCACUUGCGUCCUCAUCAACUUAUCCUUGCCCUGUGUAAUGUGAACUGUGUAAGGACAAAUGACUUAUUUUGGGUGCUUUUUUUUAAAACUUUAUUUAUUCAGGGGUCUAAUUAUUUAUUUAAUUGGCUCAAGAGUGGUUUAGCUUGAGACUGGUUUUCCCCCCUUGUGUGGUAAAAUAUGACAUGUUCCAAUGGUUAAAUGUCUCUGUUAGUUUGUUCUUUGCGUGAACCUCUAAAUCCUAACUGUGGUUUUGAGGAGAGAGUCACAUACCAUUGCCUUGACUUCUUCUUGACUCUGAGAGGUCUCUAUGCGUGCUCUGUACAGGACAUGGGUCCUAUACCUGCCCCUAUAACAGGGCAUUGGUCCCCAUAUUAGCCCGUAUGGGCGAUCAAAUCCAUAUUUUGGACUAUUGCAUAUUCCUGUAUAUAAACUGACGAGGUAAGGGGAUACGAGGACCCUGAAACUUUUUCAUAAGAGGACUGUAUUUAAGAUUAUAAAUUAUUUUACUCCCAUAAUGAGAACUUAAGACAGAGACCUGGGUACACAGGAUGGCUGUAUUGCUUGUAAAUAAUGUAGAUAUUACAAACGGAGUAUUGUGCAUGAGAUUUAAGACAAAGAAACAGCAAAAAGAACACGUUAGUGGCUAUGGACUAUGAGAGGAUUUUAACUGCUUCACUUUAAGAGUAUCCAGUAUAAGUGUUACUGAAAAGAACAUUUUGUUAAAGCAUGCAACUGAAAAAUCUAAUGUUAGAAUUAUAAGUGGGAAAACAAAGUUAGCUGAAACAAUGAUCUUUCAGACAAAACAUUUACACUUUGUGCUUUUGUUUCUUGGCUAGCAAAAAUUAAACCCUUUUGCCAGUAGUGCCAAUUAUUAUGAAUGCUAUUUUGCCUAACAAUAUGUUACGUUGGGGAAACCAACGCCCAAAAGAUAUCAGUAAGAUCCACCGCGGCAACACACACAGACAAUAAACAGUAGAAGAGAUCUAGCUCUAGCUCAACCCGUAGACCUCCGACAAGUUCUGCAGUUUGUCUACGGCUGACUUACGUGUAGAUGGUGAUGGUGAUGAUGCAAGUAUGAAAAUUAUACUAAUGGAGAUGAAGACGAUGGUUGUUUUAAUAUGAAUGCAAUGAAUGAUGAUCCAAAAAAAAAGGGAAGAGGGCGCUACAUUCUUUACAAUGUGGUUGUGCUUCAGCAACGUACUAGCUUUUAUUAAGAGCAUUAAUCACACCUACAGCGGAUCCAGCCUGGCCUCCAGUCAAAACUUUUUUACAUAUCAUUUGAUUUUUCUUUUCUCUUCAUUGUCACUGCCAUUAUUGUACGACGUGUACUUUAGACUUCUGGAAAGCUCUGUUUAGAAAGUGCCUGCUCAAUAACAGAAAAGUGCAAGCUAAUAUCAGGAAAUAUCUAUUGUAUGUCCUCCAAAAGGUUGCCAGUUACCUGUUUAUUUUCCUAAAUUGUGUGUUGAAAAUGAACUUGACAGUGUUAAACUUGAUCCGAGUCUAAGUUUGAAGCUCUAAUUUGUCAGUGGAAUGAAUGAAUGCUCAUGGCCUGAUUGAUGCCUGUGUGUUGCUUUACAAGACAAACCACUAAUUACAGUAUCACUUUAUGCCCCACUUGUGUGUCAGUUGUGCAGUAUUAGAACAAGAAAACCGUAGAACUCAGCCUCUGUGUAUGGAAGACACUGUCACGAGUCUAUUCAGCGUCCCAGUGGCAUGUGGCGCUGCUGGGAUGAAGAUGUGUUUUCUUGCAUGGACUCACAAUGUCUGUCUUUCCUCAAAAUAUGUUCUUGCGGCAUGUAAACGAAAGCGUAACCCAGCAGUUUUCCAGAGGACAAAAUAGCUGUCAUACACACUUUCUUUCUUUGUCUUUCUUUUCCACUCACCCUCUCCACACACACACACACACACACACACACACACACACCAAACACACACACACGUAAGCGCACACAUACAUAAUCAUACACAAAUGUACACAUUCAGACACACACACACACACACACACACAAAAUAAAACCACACACUUUCUCUCUGUGCUUAUGUCUUUGGGAACAAUUAAAUCUCUCCCUAAGAUUUUACUCAGGGUUGAAGAACAGGGAGAUGGUAUGUGGAGUGUAACGAACGCUGACACAGAGUUGUAACACUACUGGUGACUGUGUACAUUUGUGUGUGCAUACGUAUGUGUACAUAUUUGUGUAUGCUAGGGAUACUCCAGUUGUUCAUUCACUAAUCAGUAUCUAUGAAUCAUCAAAUCACGUUUUUGAUGACGUCUCAUUUUGUGAAGAAGAAAAUGUGAACCGUAUGCUUCACCCAAGCUGUGUUUGGGUCACUUUUUCUACAAGGAAAAAAAAUCUCCAAAUCCCGGAUUUUAUAGGAUUUUGUUUGAAUAUAAACUAAAUUCUAAGCAAGUAAGAAGUGAUAUCUCUAUUUGUACACUUGCUCUUGUCUUAAACGCACAAGAUUCUUAAUACAAACAAUUGUUAAAUAAUGCAAAAAUAGGUUAACGGCCACGUGUCACCUCAAUUUUCUUAAUUUAAAAAAAAUGUUGCAAGAGAUAAUAUAGUGAAAGAUUGACAAUUGGAAGAUCUCUAUUAUGUGUGUUUCACAUGUUUUCUGAAUUUUCAUCAUACUGACAGACAGCCAUGGUCAGGACAGUGCUGUCAGGAGCAUUCAUGCUACGGUAUCACUUGAACCUCCUCUUAAACUGCCCCCUCCUCUCACAUCAGCACAACUAAAGUCACAAAGAACUCUGCUUUGGACUCCUUUAUAUCUAUUGUAUACACACACACAGACAGACACAACUCCAGCGUUCACAUGCUUGGGCUUGUCAACACACACAGUAAACACACACACACAAAACUAGACACACAGAUUGCAGAAAAUACAUCAAAAUGUUUUGGGAGAGGAUGGUGACUGUAAAAAGAGUAUGUAGAGUAGAAAAAGUAAAAAAUAAAAUAAAGAAUUAUUGCCAUAGUAGACAGCUGGUAGACAUACGCAGAGAUGGCCUCUGUUCUCAUAAGUCCGCCUAGAAAUUAGUGGUAUUACCUUUCAGGCCUUGUUUUGAGAGGGGGCGUGGCCAAACACCACAUUGCAUGCUAGAAUGGUAGACCCUUAUAGAUAAUCUAUGGCUAGACCUCUUCUUGCCUUCCUCUUCUUUCACGCCGUCUUCCCUCUCUCUCUCUCUCUCUCUCUCUCUCUCUCAUUUCCUGCUGUAUUCCCACCUUGCCUGCUGUUGUGUUCUCCAUGCCUAUCUCAGUCUUUCAUUCCUCUUUUUUUUGUAGCCUAGUUUUUACUUUGUUUUACAAACGUGCAUGCACAGACAUCACUAAAUUGUUGAUGUUUUUAAAAGAAUAUUUUGUUGCUGAGGCCAUGCAAAGUGUUUUGAAUAUUGCCCUUAUAUGUGGAAAAUGUCUUCUGAAUGCUUUACAUAAUUUCUGCUGUAAAAUGAAAUCAGAAUAAAAAGAAAAUUUGCACUUU
This is a messenger RNA of Micropterus salmoides (largemouth bass), 9220 nucleotides long. RefSeq names its product calmodulin-binding transcription activator 1-like. The record is from RefSeq and is a predicted model, not a curated record. NCBI's taxonomy places the organism in Eukaryota, Metazoa, Chordata, Actinopteri, Centrarchiformes, Centrarchidae. Gene Ontology annotation, biological process: regulation of transcription by RNA polymerase II. Gene Ontology annotation, cellular component: nucleus. Gene Ontology annotation, molecular function: transcription coregulator activity; double-stranded DNA binding; protein binding.